Messenger RNA from Ambispora leptoticha, 741 nucleotides. Lineage: Eukaryota; Fungi; Glomeromycota; Glomeromycetes; Archaeosporales; Ambisporaceae. The record is from the annotation of a GenBank genome assembly.
AUGUCUAAUGAUUAUGACACAGGAAUGCUACCACCGCCUAGUUUAGGAAAACCAGUUCAUUCAGUAUUAGCUAAUGAAAUAUACGACGAGGUAGAAUCAAUGUUAGAAAAUGAGCUUGAACGCGGGUCGUUCACUUCACGUUCCCAUCAGCAAAAACAAUCAGUUAUCACUACCAAAACAAUUUCACACAGAGACUCAACUUACGACCCAUCAACAACAACAGAUCAUGCAGGACCGUCCAAUCGAUAUCAAAGAAGUGGGAGCACCUCGAUUUCCGAGAGUACUUUCACGAGUCCAUCAGCAAUCUGGCGGAAAUCACCUACAGUCAGUGAUGAAACUGACCAAGAUCAUGUAAUAACAGAAUACGAUGCCGCAACCGCCGCACAACUACGCGAACACAAUCUACUAUUCGCCCGAAGUCCCACAUUAUCACGAUGGCAAUUGGAAAGCAUCGGUGAUUUACGUCGUAGCGAGACACAAUUUAAUAAUUUGUUGCUUCGUGUGCAGGCUGACGAAGGCAACAACUACAAAAAACUAAAACAAGAGUUUCGUGAAUUGCAAGAAAAUUUGAUCGAUCAGCAUGGUUAUAUGCUCCAGGAACUGAACAUGUGUGCCACAAAGGAAUUAACCGCCUUUUCUGGGACGUUUGGGUUGUGUGUGAAAACUGGUGUAGCUUUGGAAAAGUUACGGCGGAAAAAAAAGUUGAACAUUCCAUUCUUCGCGGAUGUCGCGAAAAAUUAA